Molecule: messenger RNA, 1394 nt
Organism: Aedes albopictus (Asian tiger mosquito)
Lineage: Eukaryota; Metazoa; Arthropoda; Insecta; Diptera; Culicidae
Product: nucleoplasmin-like protein
Biological process (GO): chromatin remodeling
Cellular component (GO): nucleolus; cytoplasm; nucleoplasm
Molecular function (GO): histone binding; RNA binding; chromatin binding
Source: RefSeq, a predicted model, not a curated record
UGUUCGUCUUUUUAUUGUUUGACAGAAAGAGUCGGAAAACGGAUGUACGAUCGUUCUCUUGCUAGUCCUAACGUGGUGUAAAGUUGCCGUGUUUCCAUUUGCCUAGCAGUGAAAAAGUGAAUUAAAUCCGGUAAAAAGCACCGAAAUGGCCGACGAAUACUUCUAUGGAGCUACCUUGAAGGAGGGUAACAAAACGGUGACCUGGGAUCCAGACACCAAAGCCGAAGGCUACCCGCGUACACACAAGCUGAUCAUCAAGCAGUGCAUCCUGGGACACGAGGCUGCCGCUGAUGAGUUCAACGUCGUCCAGGUAGAGACCAUGACCAUUCGGGACACCCUGCGCAUUCCGAUCGCCGUGCUGAAGGUUGGCGAGGCCCGGCAGUGUCGCUUGGAUCUGGAGUUCUCCGACUCGCCAGUGACGUUCACUCUGGUGGAAGGCAAGGGACCGGUGCACAUCCAUGGACAGCAUUUGCUCGGAUCGCUGGUCGAGGAGUUCGAAGACAUGGAAGAAAUGGAAGAGGAAGUUCCAGAAGAGGAGGAAGACGACGAGGACGAUGAUGAGGAGGGUGGCCCACAGAAGAAGAAGCAGAAGCUCACCAACAACUCCAAGGGCAAGCCAGGCGGUCUACCUGCUGGCAGUAAUAGUGCCAAAAACAGCAAAAAGAAAUAAGCUGUUACCUUCCUGAAUACCUUGUGGAAUACUGCGAACCAAUGCACUCCUAUACACAAUGACUGUAAGUGUUUAUGUUCGUAUCUCUUCCUUUCCUCCCCCCCCCCCCACAUAAUCCCACUCCUUUUAAAAACUAAACAUAAACUAUACACAUCUAGAACAGCAGCAGCAGCAUUCAACAACCAAUAGGAAUUGUAAGUCGAGUAAAGUCAUUAUUCAAUGGACAGUAAUCACUCGGAGUAAAUAUUAUACCGUUCCUUCUUCAAUCAAUAAAUUCAAACCAGAACAGAGGAAGCAAAUUGCUUCCUCGCACUGAAAACAAAUCCUACAUUUAAUAUUAAAGCAAAGUAAAAUCUUAGUUCGUAAGAAAUCACCCUUUCUGUCCCCGAUACCACGCUCGGUUUUCCAUUUCCGAUGUAUAUUUUACUGUCGGCGCCUGUCUACCUCCUUCAAUCAAAGGGUGUGCCGCAUAAAAAAAGCCAUCACUCACUAAAACUGCAUUUUGCUUCAGUGGGUCAUGUCUCUCAAUACAUUUUGAAAUACCUCUUAACAAUAUCCUGAAAAGGACAAGACUAAACUAUACACGCGGUCACUAUCGUCAUAAAUCCGACAGGUAGGCAGGCAGGCAAUGGCUAAAAGUGUAGCAAGGAAUAUGAAAGCGGCGAAGUUAGCGGAUUGAGGAAGGUACAACAAACGUGAGAAAAUAAAGAAAAAUUAAAAUACA